This is a messenger RNA of Meriones unguiculatus (Mongolian gerbil), 2730 nucleotides long. RefSeq names its product transmembrane protein 182 (gene Tmem182). Gene Ontology annotation, cellular component: membrane. The record is from RefSeq and is a predicted model, not a curated record. The coding region runs from base 201 to 890 and encodes 229 amino acids. The transcript is spliced from 5 exons. NCBI's taxonomy places the organism in Eukaryota, Metazoa, Chordata, Mammalia, Rodentia, Muridae.
AGCCAUUCUCAGCUGCUGGCCUGGAGCCCCUCCAGGGGGAGCAAAGGGACAGGGUGGAAGUGAGAAGCCACCACAGCCCAGCGAGGACCUGCUCCCCAGAGCUUGCCGGCUCAAGAGUGCCACUCUUCCUCUGUCGUUUCUGAGAAGUUGACUGUUCACAGUUUGUUCCUUCAUUUGGAAGGAAACCAGUCAACUGGAAAAUGAGACUGAAUGUGGCCAUUUUCUUUGGAGCUCUCUUUGGAGCUUUGGGGGUUUUGCUGUUUUUGGUAGCUUUUGGAUCGGAUUACUGGCUUCUUGCGACUGAAGUGGGCAGGUGUUCAGGUGAACAGAAUAUAGAAAACGUCACUUUCCACCACGAAGGCUUUUUCUGGAGGUGCUGGUUCAGCGGCGUGGCAGAGGAGAACGACUCCGGCAUCUGGAAGUUCUGGUACACCAAUCAGCCGCCAUCCAAGAACUGCACACACGCGUACCUGUCCCCGUACCCCUUCCUGAGGGGCGAGCACAACUCCACCUCCUACGACUCCGCGAUCAUUUACCGCGGCUUCUGGGCGGUCCUGCUGCUCCUGGGGGUCGUGGCCGCCGUGACUGCGAGCUUCCUGAUCAUCUGUGCAGCCCCGUUCUCCAGUCACCUCCUCUAUAAAGUUGGAGGAGGUUCCUACAUUGCCGCAGGUGUGUUCUUCUCCCUCGUGGUGAUGCUGUACGUCAUCUGGGUCCAGGCGGUGGCCGACAUGGACAGCUACAGAGCCGCGAAGAUGAAAGACUGCUGGGAGUUCUCACCCUCCGUGCUGUACGGCUGGUCCUUCUUCCUGGCCCCCGCCGGCAUUUUCUUUUCUCUGCUGGCUGGCUUGCUCUUCCUCGUCGUUGGACGGCACAUCCAGAUACAUCACUAACGUUUGCCCAAUUGUGUCCGGGAGAGCUCUCAGAGCACCACCCUUCCCUCUCCGCUCUGUGUCAGCUGAUGGGCACUUAGAGCUGUUCUCUCUAAUGAGUCAUUUUUCCUGUGAUUUCCCCGCACACGGAGGUCCUCUGACUUCCCCAGAACCCAAAGCUGUCUCUGCCGGAAGGAACGCGUUCUCUAGGGAGCAGGUGCUGGGUCCAUCAUUCAGUUUGGAGUAAUUUGUAGCGUGCAAAUGUGAUCACCCACAGCAACCCAAGCUGAGGUGGAAUGUCUCCUUGACAUUCACUUCUGCUAUUUUUUCUAACAAGGAGGAUAAUUACGAAUGGAAAACAAAUGUCAGGCGACUGAUUUUGUUUCUUCUCCACCUACGUGCCCAUCACAGCCACACACCCACCCGCUGACUUCUGAGAGCAAAUGAUUCAUUAUUUAAAAAUAGACAGCAGUUGUUCCUACUAUCAGAACCCCGAAAUCCCGGGCUCAAAUGGGCCACAGCAGUUACGCCAAAUGUGCGCAGCCUAAUUUAUUACCAAGUGCAUCACCUGAGAUUUUUUUCUUAAUUUUACUUGCUUACAGAAACCUCACACUGUUGGAAAGCAGCAAAUCCACAUGGCAAAAGUGCAUCUUAGAAAUGUGUGAAGUUAAAGGGUGUUAACCCGGAUUGUAAUGUGCUUUAAAAUUUGUAAAAGCCAAGAGCCCCAGUGUAGCACAUAAUUAAAAUAUUUGAUGUUUUAAAAUUCCCAUUUAAAACUUACGUUGCUAAGAUGUUCAGCAUGUUUGAAUUUAUUGAAAGGACGUGUUUUUAAUACUGCCCAUCUGUAACGUUCCCAGAUACCUCCACGUGAGGAUCGGAACAGCCUUGCUUUAUGAAGACCGUGGCGAAUUAACUGUCUCCGGUGUGUUACCUGAUCCAGUUCGUCUGAUCAUUUGAUUCCCAUAUUGUCCUGCAAUUUCUUCCUCUUUGCAGCAGAUGCAUUAACACUCGCAGUUGCACAGUUUCUCCUAACCUCACGCAAGAAAAGGUUUUGUGGGGAAAUGCAAUUCUUUAUUAUUCACUAGCACAGGCAUUUUGCAGAGCAAAGGGGUUCCUUUGCAGGAUUGUGGAUUAAGAUCAAGCCCAUAUCUGAAAGGCUUCCUCCCUUGGACUUGCAUUCUGAAAGUUUCCAUCCAGAAGGGUUUUUGGCGUUAGAGAGGCCAAGAGAAACAGCACUGAGCUUUGCUGGGGACCCACUGCUGCUUUCUGCCGCUGGAGCAAGAAGGGAGGGCAGCACUGGGGCAGGGGAAUGAGCACCAGGUGCUCUGCGCAGGAGGGCUUGGCCUUCUCAGCUGCUGCAUGUUCAGUGUGAUGCUGCCCCAGCCUUCUCCACAGCCUGCCGUACACGCAGGGACAGCUGGAAGGGCAGCAGGAGCCCGAGCGUCCGCAUGAGGCGUUUCAGGGCCGGACUUCCCUGAGCUGCUAACAGCUCUCUGUAAAGCUCCAGGGGCUUGCUUCAUCUUGCAAACCGUUUCGAGGACCUCAGUGCACUUCCGUGUUCCCUUCCCUUUGUUGGCUUUCCUUUCCUUUUGAUAUUGAUUCAUUUACUCCCCUGCUCUCUUUGGCUUGUUAUCAGGAAAGUAAUUCUGGGUUCUUUAAGUGAUAUUAAGCUAUGUGAUAUUAAGCCUGUGAUGUUAAGCUAUGGCAUGCCAUUAACUGUGCCAGGAGAUGCUUAAAUGUAUCUGGUUAUUUGUGUCAUCCGAACCUACAAUUCUUUUUUGUAGAACUUUGGAAUGGAACCUUUUUCAGGACUGUAUGCCAUUUACAUUUCACAUGCAAGCUGUUUCUAGUAAAAGUUUGA